AUGACAUCCAUCGCAGAAUGCCUCAGUUCUGCUAACGAUCUACUCACACAGCACCACGUCUUGAUCACACAAGUGCGAAACGCGCAAAGGCUGCAUCGACGCCAACUGCGCUCUCUAGCCUCUCCACCACUCCAGUUGUUAAAGGUCCCUCUCGUUCCCUCACCACACCCAUCACCUUCCCCAUCGCCGCCGUCUUCACCUUCUCUAGCUUCGAAGCCGCGACCUCGUCCAGAUCUACCUCCUGCUAAGCGAGCUCGACUUGCGCACUACCAGAACUAUGUUCCAGAGGAGGAGACCAUUCGUAAUGACUACUCUCAACGAUAUGUGGACAGCGGAGAUUGGCCGCAGAAUUGGGUUCUUGGGGCUGAGCCGGAGCGGCGUUUUGAAGAAUACCCGAAGCAGCAACGUCUUCUAGCAUUGAAGAAGGCAUCUGUAGAGGAACACGCGCUCCCUCCAUCUUACAUGCCCCUAAUAGAGCUCAACAAUCUUUCGCCGACAAAAUUUGACGUCAUACUAAUCGACCCACCCUUCUCAUCCUCAUUCUCCUGGGAAACCCUUCAGAGUAUGCCGAUCCCGAGUCUAGCAGCGGAUCCAUCCUUUGUAUUUCUAUGGGUUGGUAGUGGCGCGGGUGAAGGUCUCGAGCGGGGGAGGGAAGUCUUGGCAAGGUGGGGAUACCGAAGAUGUGAGGAUGUUGUUUGGGUGAAGACCAAUAAGGCGACCAACAAAGGUCCAGGAACAGACCCGCCAACCACGUCAUUACUCACUCGAACCAAGCAGCACUGCCUCAUUGGUAUCAGAGGCACCGUUCGCCGGUCUACAGACAGUUGGUUUGUGCAUUGCAAUGUCGAUACCGAUGUCAUUAUAUGGGAAGGCGAUCCCACUGACCCAACGUUGAAGCCUCCGGAAAUGUACACUCUUGUUGAAAAUUUCUGUCUUGGGACUCGGCGUCUUGAAAUCUUCGGCCGCGCGCGAAGCGUUCGCAGAGGUUGGGUCACUGUGCUUGCGGAAGGAGAGGAAAGUAGAAUUGAGCAGGUGAAGUCCCAGGCGCGAAUGGGCAUCAGUGCCGGUAUUGAUAGUGGGGAAGGCGGUCAGGGGAGGUAUGGAGUGGAGAACGCCGUGCCGUGGAAUAAGGAGAGUUGGGAGGAAAGGAUUAAGAUGCAAAGCCAGGGAGGAAAGGCUGUUGUACCGAUGACUCCAGAAAUCGAUGCACUUCGGCCGAAAUCGCCCAUGCGUGGUGGUGGCUCCCACUCGAACAUGCCGGCCAACUCCGGUAUGGGCGCUCCUGUAGGUCCACGAGGCAACAAACUUGGUGGACCGAAGAAUUCAUUACCAGCUCCAAAUCAAAUGAUCACGCAGCAGCAGAUCAUGGGGAUGAACAUGAUGGAUGGCAUGGGCAUGGUAGGGUGGGGCGCCAGUGGGAUGGGAAAUAUGGGGAUGGGAAACAUGAUGAUCCCGGGAAUGGGCAUGGGCGGUCCAGUGUUUGGUGGGUUUGAUGGGAUGUCGAUGCAAGGUAUGGGUAGUGGGGCGUGGGGAGGCAUGGGGAGGGAUCAGGGACAAGGAGCACAAUUUAUGGACGGGAUGUGGGAGGGGGGGAUGGGGGAUGGCAUGAUGGGCAUGAACGGGAUGGUCAAUACGGGCAACAAUAUGGGCACUAAUAUGGGUCCCAACAUGGCUGGGAUGGCUAUGGGCAACAUGGGUGGCAUAGCCAUGGGCAGUCUAGGUAUGAAUCCAAGAACAAUGCAUGGGAUGGGACCCAUGAACCAUCAGCAACAAUGGAAUAACGGGGGAUACGACGGGUAUCAUUAA
Molecule: messenger RNA, 1806 nt
Organism: Heterobasidion irregulare TC 32-1
Lineage: Eukaryota; Fungi; Basidiomycota; Agaricomycetes; Russulales; Bondarzewiaceae
Exons: 5
Coding region: 1-1806 (601 amino acids)
Cellular component (GO): RNA N6-methyladenosine methyltransferase complex; nucleus
Molecular function (GO): methyltransferase activity; mRNA binding
Source: RefSeq, a predicted model, not a curated record